UGUUCGUGAAGACACGACAAAGAAAGGAUCUGUGUUUUCUGUGUCUGAUAAAAAUCUGACGAGACAACGACAAGGGGCUGUGUUCAUUGUUUGAGUGGAAGACAAGGUGUCCGUCUUAGAAGAGAACAUGCUCUUGGGUAUAUAGAAGUUCAUAAACUUCAUUUGUUGACCAGGUGCACUUUAUAUGGAUGUUAUAAUAUUCUACUGUAUUUUGGAGGGUUCGUGGAUGGUCUUUCGGUAAAAUGGAAAACUCUCUCGAUUUGGCAAGUUAUGGUUUUUAGUGCAUGUUGCAUUUUUUCAUACUUCAUGCUGCUCGAAGAAGCAUGGUUGGAUCGUCCUGGGAAAAUUUGCUGUGUAGAUUUUAAUGCUGAAACGUUGACUGCAAAACUGUUAUUAUGUAUCAACGUCGAGGAGUGGAAGACAUCUUGGAGAAAGAUCAGGGCAAAUGGGCGCUGCUUCGUAACAUUAACCAGGCGGUAAAACCAAGCACUCUACUACCGGGGGAUUAUGUCUGGUUGGACCUUAAGACAGGUCGGGAAUUUGAUGUCCCAGUUGGAGCGGUGGUUAAGCUGUGUGAUUCAGGCCAGAUCCAAGUACUGGAUGAUGAAGGCAAUGAACACUGGAUUUCACCUCAAAAUGCUACUCAUAUCAAGCCAAUGCACCCAACCUCGAUUCAUGGAGUAGAAGAUAUGAUUCGAUUAGGAGACCUCAAUGAGGCAGGAAUCCUUCGAAAUCUGCUCAUUCGAUACCGUGAACACCUCAUAUAUACUAACUGUGGAGGACGGACAUACACAGGUUCUAUUUUAGUUGCAGUGAAUCCCUACCAGUUACUGCCUAUCUACACCCCAGACCAGAUUCGCCUGUACACCAACAAGAAGAUUGGAGAAAUGCCACCCCACAUCUUUGCCAUAGCAGAUAACUGCUACUUCAAUAUGCAACGUAACAACAAGGACCAGUGCUGCAUUAUUAGUGGUGAAUCAGGAGCUGGGAAGACAGAAAGUACCAAGUUGAUCUUGCAGUUCCUUGCAGCGAUUAGCGGGCAACAUUCAUGGAUAGAGCAACAGGUGCUGGAGGCCAACCCUAUCUUAGAGGCUUUUGGGAACGCCAAGACUAUUCGCAAUGACAAUUCCAGCCGGUUUGGUAAAUACAUUGAUAUACACUUCAAUAAGAAAGGAGCUAUUGAAGGGGCCAAGAUUGAGCAGUAUCUUCUUGAGAAGUCUCGUGUCUGCAGACAGGCUCAAGAUGAGAGAAAUUAUCACGUGUUCUACUGUAUGCUAAAAGGGAUGUCUCCAGAACAGAAGAAGAAAUUGGGACUUGGACAUGCCACUGACUACAACUACCUCUGUAUGGGUAACUGCACUACGUGUGAUGGAAGGGAUGAUAGUAAAGAAUAUGCCAACAUCCGCUCCGCCAUGAAAGUCCUGAUGUUUACUGAGACUGAAAACUGGGAGAUCUCCCGUCUCCUUGCUGCCAUAUUACACAUGGGAAACUUGCGCUAUGAACCCCGCAUGUAUGAUAAUUUAGACGCCUGCGAAGUAGUUUAUUCCACUUCAUUAACCACAGCAGCUACAUUACUUCAGGUUGAGCCUCAGGAUGUGAUGAACUGCCUCACAAGUCGUACCAUUAUAACCCGUGGUGAGACUGUGUCCACUCCCCUCAGCAUGGAACAGGCUCUGGAUGUCAGAGAUGCCUUUGUAAAGGGAAUUUAUGGAAGAUUAUUUGUGUGGAUUGUAGACAAGAUAAACGCUGCUAUUUACCGUCCGCCUUCUAAUGAGCCUAAAGUGGUCAGAAGGUCCAUUGGUCUGCUGGACAUCUUCGGGUUUGAAAACUUUACUGUGAACAGCUUUGAGCAGCUCUGCAUAAACUUUGCCAACGAGAACCUGCAGCAGUUCUUUGUACGUCACGUCUUCAAGUUGGAACAAGAGGAAUAUAACUUGGAGAACAUCAACUGGCAGCACAUUGAGUUCACAGAUAAUCAGGAUGCGUUGGAUAUGAUCGCUAUCAAACCCAUGAACAUCAUUUCACUCAUCGACGAGGAAAGCAAGUUUCCAAAGGGUACUGAUACCACGAUGCUGAAUAAAUUAAAUACCCAACAUAAAAUGAACACUUUUUACAUUCCCCCUAAAAAUAAUCAUGAGACGCAGUUUGGGAUCAAUCAUUUUGCUGGUAUCGUCUACUAUGAAACCAAAGGUUUCCUGGAGAAGAAUCGAGAUACUCUGCAUGGAGACAUCAUACAACUCGUUCAUUCCUCCAAGAACAAGUUCAUCAAGCAGAUCUUCCAAGCUGAUGUGGCAAUGUUUCUCUGUGGCUACCAAACCAGUGCUUUUGGCCUACCAUCAACCCCUCCUUCAAAGGGGGCCGAGACCAGGAAGCGCUCUCCUACGCUGAGCAGUCAGUUUAAGCGUUCUCUGGAGCUGCUGAUGAGAACGCUCAGCGUCUGCCAACCCUUCUUCGUCCGCUGCAUUAAGCCGAAUGAAUACAAAAAGCCCAUGUUGUUUGACCGGGAGCUGUGCAUCCGGCAGCUGAGAUAUUCUGGAAUGAUGGAGACCAUUCGAAUUCGCAGGGCAGGGUAUCCCAUACGAUACACGUUUGUGGAGUUUGUGGAUCGAUAUCGUGUAUUAAUGCCUGGAGUGAAACCUGCAUAUAAACAGGGUGAUCUCCGGGGGACAUGCCAGCGCAUUGCAGAGUGGGUAUUGGGAAAAGAUGACGAUUGGCAAAUCGGCAAAACGAAGAUCUUCUUAAAGGAUCACCAUGACAUGCUGUUAGAGAUUGAACGAGAUAAAGCCAUCACUGACAAAGUCAUCCUCAUCCAGAAAGUGGUCCGAGGGUUCAAAGACCGGUCCAAUUUCUUAAAAAUCCGAAAAUCUGUUCUGCUGAUCCAGAAAUACUGGAGAGGACAUAACUGCCGGAAAAAUUAUACUCUGAUGAAAAUUGGGUUUCUGCGACUCCAAGCUCUAUACCGCUCUAGGAAACUGCACAAACAGUACCAUAUUGCUCGCCAGCGUAUCUGUGAUUUCCAAGCACUAUGCCGCGGUUACCUGGUCCGCAAGGCCUUCAGACACAGACUGUGGGCAGUAUUUACCAUCCAGGCCUAUUCCAGGGGCAUGAUCGCACGCAGGCUUUACAAGCGCCUUAAAGGAGAGUAUCACCGAAGGUUGGAAGCUGAGAAGAUUCGAUUGGCAGAGGAGGAACGUUUCAGAAAAGAGAUGAGCGCCAAGAAAGCUAAGCAAGAGGCAGAGAAAAAACACCAAGAACGCUUGGCCCAGCUUGCCCGUGAAGAUGCAGAGCGAGACGUAAGAGAGAAAGAAGAAACUCGGAGAAAGAAGGAACUCCUGGAUAAGAUGGAGAAGGCCAAGAAUGAACCAGUCAAUGACUCGGACAUGGUGGAUAAAAUGUUUGGCUUCCUUGGGACCACAUCAUUUCCGGGUCAGGAAGGGCAGGCACCAAGAGGAUUUGAGGACCUUGAACGCACUCAGGAGCCAAUGGAGGAAGAGGAUUUGGACCAGUCGUUGCCUCUCCCAGACGAGGAAGAAGAAGAUCUUUCAGAGUAUAAAUUUGCAAAGUUUGCUGCAACAUAUUUUCAGGGAACCACCACUCAUACCUACAUCCGAAGACCCUUGAAACAGCCCCUGCUUUACCAUGAAGAUGAAGGGGACCAGUUGGCUGCCCUCGCUGUCUGGAUAACUAUUCUCCGUUUCAUGGGGGAUCUUCCAGAACCUAAAUACCACACAGCCAUGAGCGAUGGCAGUGAGAAGAUCCCGGUGAUGACCAAGAUCUAUGAGACUCUGGGAAAGAAGACAUACAAGAGGGAACUCCAAGCUCUGCAGGGAGAGGGGGAGAGUACCCACAUCGACAGCCAUAAGAAGAACAGUGUGCGGCACAAGCUGGUCUCAUUGACCUUAAAGAAAAAGUCCAAACUGACAGAAGAGGUGACCAAGAGGCUACACGAUGGUGAGUCUACUCUGCAUGGAAACAGUAUGCUUGAAGACCGCCCAACGUCUAAUCUGGAAAAACUCCAUUUCAUCAUUGGAAAUGGGAUCCUGAGGCCAGCAUUAAGGGACGAAAUUUACUGCCAAAUCUCCAAGCAACUCACACAGAAUCCCUCUAAGAGCAGCCACGCAAGAGGCUGGAUCCUUAUGUCUCUGUGUGUGGGAUGCUUCGCUCCAUCGGAGAAGUUUGUCAAGUAUAUAAGAAACUUUAUCAACGGAGGACCCCCUGGCUAUGCACCGUAUUGCGAAGAGCGCCUUCGAAGAACAUUCGCUAAUGGUACCAGGACACAGCCACCAAGCUGGCUGGAACUGCAGGCUACAAAGUCCAAAAAACCAAUAAUGUUGCCGGUCACUUUUAUGGAUGGAACGACGAAGACCUUGCUCACCGAUUCAGCCACAACUGCAAAGGAACUCUGCAAUUCACUAGCGGACAAAAUCAGCCUUAAGGACAGAUUUGGGUUUUCAUUAUACAUAGCACUGUUUGAUAAGGUGUCCUCGUUGGGUAGUGGAACUGACCAUGUAAUGGAUGCUGUGUCUCAAUGCGAACAAUAUGCAAAGGAACAGGGUGCGCAGGAAAGAAACGCUCCUUGGAGACUCUUCUUCAGGAAGGAAAUAUUUACUCCAUGGCACAACCCAGUAGAGGACAACGUGGCAACCAAUCUCAUCUACCAGCAGAUUGUCAGAGGGGUGAAAUUUGGAGAAUACAGAUGUGAAAAGGAAGAAGACAUGGCUGAACUGGCAUCACAACAAUAUUAUGUAGACUAUGGCUCUGCGCUGAUAAUGGAAAGAUUAUUAAAUCUCAUACCAUCCUAUAUUCCGGACCGAGAGAUAACACCAUCCAAAAAUGUGGAGAAAUGGUCCCAGUUUAUUAUUGCAGCACAUAAAAAGGGUAUAUAUACACAAAAGAGAACGGAUCCUCAAAAAGUUAAGGAAGAUGUGGUGGACUUUGCUCGGUUUAAGUGGCCAUUGCUGUUCUCUCGAUUUUACGAGGCCUUCAAGUUUUCAGGACCAAGUUUGCCUAAAAAUGAUGUGAUAGUUGCUGUCAACUGGACUGGGGUUUACUUUGUAGACGAACAGGAGCAGGUUCUCUUAGAACUCUCUUUUCCAGAGAUUACAGCAGUUUCCAGUAGCAGAGGUGGUAAAUUGCAAGGACAGAGCUUCACGUUGGCCACCAUUAAAGGAGAUGAAUACACAUUUACUUCCAACAAUGCUGAAGAUAUCAGAGAUCUGGUGGUGACUUUCCUCGAAGGUCUUAGAAAAAGGUCCAAGUACGUGGUGGCACUUCAAGACAAUCCAAAUCCAGCUGGUGACGGUUCCGGCUUUCUGAGUUUUGUGAAAGGAGACUUGAUCAUUCUGGACCAGGAUAGUGGUGAAACUGUGAUGAAUUCUGGUUGGGCCCACGGCUAUAAUGAAAGAUCCAAACAGAAAGGAGAUUUUCCAACGGAGUGUGUGUAUGUGAUGCCAACCGUCACCAAACCACCUCAGGAGAUUGUGUUGUUAGUGACAAUGACUCCAGACCAGAAACACGACGUGGUCAGGCCAGUCCAGAUGACCACACCAGAUCAAGAGGAGAAGGUGAAGCCAUACACACUAGAAGAAUUUUCCUAUGAUUAUUUCAGGCCACCACCGAAGCACACCUUGAGUCGUGUUAUGAUCACAAAAAAUCGAGGGAAAGAUAAACUCUGGAGCUACACCCGUGAACCCAUCAAGCAAGCGCUUCUGAGAAAGGUCUUAAUGAGCGAUGAGCUAUCACAGGAGGCCUGUAUGGCAUUCAUUGCUAUAUUGAAAUAUAUGGGUGAUUAUCCAUCAAAGCGCAUGCGCUCUGUCAAUGAGCUGACCGACCAAAUCUUCGAAGGUGCCUUGAAAGCCGAACCCCUAAAAGAUGAGGUGUACUGUCAGAUCCUGAAGCAACUCACCGACACCCACAUCAAAUACAGCGAGGAGAAAGGCUGGGAACUGCUCUGGUUGACCACUGGGCUCUUUCCACCCAGCAACAUCCUACUGCCCCACGUGCAAAGAUUUAUCCAAUCUCGUAAACAUCAUAUCCUGGCAGGAGACUGUAUGCACAGACUGCAAAGAGCACUCAGGAAUGGCUCCAGAAAAUAUCCUCCACAUUUAGUGGAAGUAGAGGCGAUUCAGCACAAGACAACGCAGAUUUUUCACAAAGUGUAUUUUCCUGAUGACACGGAUGAGGCAUUUGAAGUGGAGUCCAGCACCAAAGCCAAGGAUUUCUGCCAAGAUAUUGCUAACCGCCUGCUUCUGAAAUCUCCCGAAGGUUUCAGUUUGUUUGUGAAGAUCUCCGAUAAGGUCAUCAGUGUCCCAGAAGGAGAUUUUUUCUUUGAUUUUGUGAGACAUCUUACAGACUGGAUAAAGAAAGCGAGGCCUUCGAAAGAUGGGAUAGUACCUUCCCUGACGUACCAGGUGUUCUUCAUGAAGAAACUAUGGACAAACACUGUGCCUGGAAAAGACCCGAUGGCUGAUUCCAUCUUCCACUAUUAUCAGGAGUUGCCUAAGUAUUUGCGUGGAUACCACAAGUGCACACGAGAAGAUGUCUUGCAAUUAGGGGCUCUGAUCUACAGGGUCAGGUUUGAAGAUGACAAGUCUUGCUUCCCCAACAUUCCAAAGCUGCUGAAAGAGCUGGUCCCCCAAGAUCUUAUUCGGCAACUGAAUCCAGAUGACUGGAAGAGGUCCAUUAUAGCGUAUUUUAAUAAGCAUGCUGGGAAAACACGAGAAGACGCCAAGGUUGCCUUCCUUAAGAUAAUCUUCAAAUGGCCCACGUUUGGGUCAGCUUUCUUCGAAGUAAAGCAAACUACUGAGCCACAUUUCCCAGAGAUCCUCCUGAUAGCUAUCAAUAAACAUGGUGUCAGCUUAAUAGACCCGAAGUCGAAGGAUAUUGUGGCCACUCACCCCUUCACGAAGAUUUCUAACUGGAGUAGUGGGAACACCUACUUCCACAUCACCAUCGGCAAUCUUGUGAGAGGCAGCAAGCUGCUAUGCGAGACCUCGCUGGGUUACAAAAUGGAUGACCUCCUUACAUCUUACAUCAGUCAAAUGCUGACGUCAAUGAGCAAACAGAGGCCAACGAAAGGAAGUAAGUGAAUAGAGGUGCAGCGGUGGCAUCUGGCCAUAGACUUUAUUCGCUCUUUGAAGCCAGUGGGUUAUCCCUGCAGCUGGGGGAAGACAUUCUCUCCCCAGGUCUGGAACAUGAGCAGGUCAGAAUCCCGAAUCUCAUCUGCUUCUGAAGAUUCGUUGAACCCAUCAUCCAGCGAAGAUGACUAUCUGUGAUCAGUAGAGUCUUUUUGAAUUCCACCAAGUGUGUUCAGCUGGAACAGGGUGCAUAGAGUAUUAAUGUCAAUAAGACCUCUACAAAUGAUCACGAGGAAAGAAUUUCCAUGGGGUCAUUUUUAUUUCUUUUUAAAGUUUUAUCCAAAGCUGUUCAGCAGCUACUUUAUUAUGAAAACCAGAGAAGAUAAAGCUACCACUGAUGUCGAGGAUAUUCACGGAUUACGGAUAUUAACAAGUGGCACUCAUGAAGAACAAAUGUAAAUGAAUUUAAGAGAGAUAAAUAUAGAUAAUAUAUUGCAGAUUACAGUCAUAUAGUAUUCUUUAAGUAUAGAAGAGUACAUUUUAAUUACAUGAUGUAUUAAUUUAUUUAACUUAAAAUGAUGUACCCCUCUGUUUUUAAAUAUUUGGAUUUGAAAAAAAGAUUUAAAAUUAUUCUGAAGAAAUUGUGUUGUUGAUUUUGUUUGACCUUUCAUCGUUUCUUGCUUGGUGUGGGUUACAAACAUCAGUGUAUGGACUUAAAGGGGCACUGUAUCCCUAAAGCAAAUAAUCUAUGUGUGAAGAGAC
Molecule: messenger RNA, 7838 nt
Organism: Pelobates fuscus (common spadefoot toad)
Lineage: Eukaryota; Metazoa; Chordata; Amphibia; Anura; Pelobatidae
Gene: MYO7A
Product: myosin VIIA
Exons: 50
Coding region: 396-7088 (2230 amino acids)
Cellular component (GO): cytoskeleton; myosin complex
Molecular function (GO): cytoskeletal motor activity; protein binding; ATP binding
Source: RefSeq, a predicted model, not a curated record